Molecule: messenger RNA, 2549 nt
Organism: Diospyros lotus (date-plum)
Lineage: Eukaryota; Viridiplantae; Streptophyta; Magnoliopsida; Ericales; Ebenaceae
Exons: 12
Coding region: 212-2194 (660 amino acids)
Biological process (GO): response to endoplasmic reticulum stress
Molecular function (GO): protein binding
Source: RefSeq, a predicted model, not a curated record
CAAUUUUCUCCGUAUUUAUUUGUACUUCCCGGUUUCAUUUGGCGCUUCGCUUACACUUUCCCUCUCUUUGUACUUCCCGGUUUCGUUUGGCGCUUCGCUUGCAGUUUCGCUCUCUCUGGAAGCUUGCUUCCAUUUUCAGUGCCUAAUUCGGUAUUCAUCUGUAGGCACUGCAAAUUCUUCAUGCAUUGGAAAUAAUGAAAAAGCAUGCAGGAUGGGGAAAGGGAGAAGAACGAACAACUUCAGACCUAGUGGAAGUGCAGCUCCUGCUCCAACUCAGGCAACAAGCCAUGUAAAACAAAGAGGUUUGGCGAAGAGUCACCUUGGUGGUGUCAUAUUUGGCUGCACUAACAGCACAAUAAAAGAAUGUUUUUCCAAACAACUCUUUGGCUUACCAGCUGGACACCAUUCGUACAUAAAGAACAUUCAUGCUGGCCAACCGUUGUUUUUGUUCAACUACAGUGAUAGACAACUUCAUGGAAUCUUCGUGGCUGCUAGUCCAGGCCAAAUGAAUAUUAAUCCAUAUGCAUGGACCAUAGAUGGUGAAGAGAGAACUCAAUAUCCUGCUCAGGUUCAAAUCCAUGUCCGGUUACUGUGCCAUCCACUGUCUGAAGAACAAUUUAAGCCUGCAAUUAGUCAGAACUACUACAAUCAACGCCAUUUUUUGUUUGAGCUAGACCAUGCUCAAACAAGUAAGUUGAUAUCCUUGCUAUCAUCUCAGCCUAUUGCCCCAAGUACUUUUUUUCCUGAGGAUUCAACAAGGAGAGCUCUACUCCAAACUGUACCCUCAAAUGAUAGGAGAAAAGAAAUUGAAGCUUUGAACCCACCAGACUUAAAGAUUGAUUUUCCUGAGCUGGACUAUUCCAUUGGGUUGGGCUCUUCAGAUAUUGCCACAUGCUUAGAUCCUGAUGACAAACAUUUGAAAAAUUUCUUAGAUGACCCAGUGAUGAAGAAAGAGGAGACCCUUAUAGAUGUGAGACGAAAAGAAUCAACUCUUAAUCAGGAGUGCUUGGACCUGCCUUCAACAAGUGUUGAAGAUGCCCCUCUUGUAAGUAAUGUGGACCCAAGGCAUAAUGAUACCAUGGAGGCACAGAUAAAUUCAGAAAAAAGGAACGAAGAAAGCAUUGUUGACUCAUUUGAUUAUCCUUCUGUCAUAACUCAGUUAAUCCAAGGAGUGGAAGCAUUGAAUGGUUUUAACAAAGAGAAAAAUGAUAAGCUGAGUUGCCUAGAGCAUAAGCUGGUUAAGGCAAAGAAAGAAAUUGAAUCUCUCAAAAUAAAGUGUGUGAUUUUGGAAUCAAAGUCACUUCCUUUCACGACAAAGAUUGAUGAAAUGAAUACGGAAUCAAUUGAUGAUUUGAUAUUUCUUAUGGGAGGAUAUGAUGGUGUUACAUGGUUAUCAACAUUGGAUUCCUACUCUCCAAUGCAUGAUGUGAUAAAGCCUUUAAAGCCGAUGAACUUCGUUCGUUCUUAUGCCGCUGUUGCAAUAUUGAAAGAUGAGUUUUGGAUAUUUGGUGGUAGAGAUGGUAGCUCAUGGCAUGACACAGUUGAAUCAUAUGAUCCAGCCAAUAACCAGUGGACUGUGCGUCCAUCAUUGAAAGUCAAAAAGGGUAGUUUAGCUGGUGCUACUCUAAAUAACCAAAUUUUUGCAAUUGGUGGUCGAGAUGGGGUUGAAAGCUUUGCUGAUGUAGAAAUGUUUGAUAUAGAUGGUGGACACUGGAUUUCUAAACCGUCAAUGGUACAAAAGAGAUUUGCUCUUGCUGCAGCAGAACUUAAUGGUGCACUAUAUGCAGUUGGUGGCUUCGAUGGAAUGUACCUAAAGUCUGCUGAAAGGUUUGACCCCAGAGAACAUUCAUGGAUUAGAAUUGGGAGUAUGAACAUACAGAGGGCAUGCCAUUCACUGGCAGUUCUGAAUGAAAAGAUAUAUGCUAUUGGUGGUUACGAUGGAGCUGCAAUGGUUCCAAACGUUGAAAUUUUUGACCCUCGUCUUGGUUCAUGGAUAACUGAGGAGCCAAUGAACCAAGCCAGGGGAUAUUUUGCUACUGCUGUUUUUAGGGGAUCAAUAUACGCAAUUGGAGGGGUGGACAAUGGGGAAAGCAUUUUAGAAACUGUUGAACGGUACAAGGAAGGCCGAGGAUGGCAAGCUACCAAUUUGGGGGCCAUUGGGAAAAGAUGCUUCCUCUCGGCUAUAGUCAUGUGAAUGGUGUUCAUCCUUUUUAACUAUUAUUACAAGGCUGAGAAGCAUAUGAUAUGAUAGGACUGAAAUUGAUGUUUUGGCAAUCAGUUUUUGUUCCAUCUAUGCUGCCGUUGCGUAUAGUUUUUGGACCUUUUUCUCCUCUAAAUAUGCAUAUAGGUUACACUCUGUGUGUGGUUUGGAUGUAAUUGUGAUCCGGUGGAUGAUAGAUAUAAUAUGUGAUUGUAAUUGUUGCGACACCUUGUAUGGAAGGAGAACGCACCAUAGUCAGCCAUUGCCCAAAAUGGGCAGCCAAGCCAAUAAAGGGCAAUGAUUAUUUUUCUGUACCAAAUUAAGAGUCUUGAACACGAUUUCUCGAGCU